CUGGCGAACAUACUUUGGAAGAAAGAGUCGUCAUCCGCGACGACCGGCGCAGUCCGCUCCAACCCCACGACUGGCGACAUCAUGACCCAACCGCCGGCCCAACCCCAUCUUACACCACAGUUCUGCUUCUCGACAGGAGCUCUAAGGGACUUUCUAAGGCUGUCUCGUGCCACGGUCGACGACUCCAUCACUCAAAACCUCAAUGCGCUCGUAACACCCGCGCGAGCCGGCUUCGACCCUAACUCGACCUCACAACGAACACCGCGUUCCUUCCCUCGACAGAUAGACCCACAAGCAUGCCAGAACUUCAAGGACCAGGUGCUCUUCCCGACAUGGCAUGCGCGAGCUGAAGUCUUGCACUAUUGCGGAGUGGUUGCGACAAGCCCAGACCCAGACGAUCCGGAGGCUCUAUUACGGCAGAUUGAGGCUGCAAAGGACAAGGAGCGAGUUGUCAACGAACGUUUGGAUCCAUACUCUGGACGGUUCUUCCCUCGUGAGCCCCGGACAGAGCAACUCGCGAUGCUUAUUCGACAGGAGAAGGGCGUGGAGAACAUCGUGCGGACGAGAACGUGGGAUAUGGUCAAGCAACGAUGUGGCGAGUCGGCGAACUCGUGGGAAGAAGCUCUCGCGAGUUGGCGCUCAAGAGCUGCCGGGAACGUCGAUGGCCAGUAGGCCCUAGACUGCAUCGCUCUCAGCGGCUGUACCAUUAUUGUACAUAUGUAUACCACGUACCUGUACCAACCUUGUAACACAACGCCAUAUGAAUAACGAUAGAUAUAUACAAAUCAAAUACCAAAGCAAUAUCAAGCCAGUAAAUGCUCGACCGA
Molecule: messenger RNA, 827 nt
Organism: Colletotrichum acutatum
Lineage: Eukaryota; Fungi; Ascomycota; Sordariomycetes; Glomerellales; Glomerellaceae
Product: caffeine-induced death protein 2
Exons: 2
Coding region: 82-672 (196 amino acids)
Cellular component (GO): mitochondrial intermembrane space; mitochondrion
Source: RefSeq, a predicted model, not a curated record